Ruditapes philippinarum (Manila clam) is the source of this 1265-nucleotide messenger RNA. Its product is annotated as visual pigment-like receptor peropsin. NCBI's taxonomy places the organism in Eukaryota, Metazoa, Mollusca, Bivalvia, Venerida, Veneridae. Gene Ontology annotation, cellular component: membrane. Bases 108 to 1112 code for a protein of 334 amino acids. The transcript is spliced from 3 exons. Gene Ontology annotation, molecular function: G protein-coupled receptor activity. The record is from RefSeq and is a predicted model, not a curated record. Gene Ontology annotation, biological process: visual perception; G protein-coupled receptor signaling pathway.
AGUACAUGAUUUCAGUUUAUUAAAAAGAACAAUGGAAGCUUUCGUACGAAACAAUGUAGUUAUGGAUAAUAUAAUAAAGAUAGAAGAAGUUUGAACAACUGACAAACAUGGUGGUGACGGACUCCGCAUAUAAUGCUCACACUAGCGAUAGAUUGGCGGCGGGGUUACAACAAGAUCCCUCACGCAUAGUUUUAGGAAUUGUAUUUUUCUUCAUUGGUGUUGUGGGACUAAUAGCGAAUUCAGCAGUCAUUCAUACGUUCCGCUAUUCCCAGGCAUUACAGACUCCUUCAAAUGUUCUCAUAAUAGGAUGCGUCGUUUGUGACAUAGCUAUGAUUCUGUUAGGAUAUCCAUUUGUCAUAGCCUCGUAUUUUCAUGGCGACUGGCUGUUUGGUGCCGCAUGGUGCGAGGGGUAUGGAUUCGUUGUUACGCUGCUUGGCGUCUCCAGCAUUUGCAUUCUUACUGCUGUUGCGAUUGACCGCUACUUUGUAGUAACAGAAGCGCCAUUUGCGAAGAAAAUCACCACCUUUAAAGCUGCAAUGACGAUUCUGUCUUGUUUCGGAUACGGGUUACUAUGGGCAACAUUUCCAUUGGUUGGUUGGGGAAGAUUUGUGGUGGAACCAGGUGGAUUUUCGUGCGGACCAGACUGGGCAAAUUACGCAUCAUCUCCACGCUCGUAUGCUAUAGUUAUUCUAGUGCUGGUGUUUAUCUUGCCUGUAACCAUCAUAGCAUUCUGUUAUUUCCGAAUCCUAGUCAUGGUAAGACAACAAUGUGCCCAUCAGGAUGAGUUUGUAGCACGUGCCAGGUCUAAAGAGAUCAGCGUGGCUGUGUCCUCGUUCCUUGUGAUAUUGUCGUUUAUGAUCGCCUGGGCUCCGUAUGCUGUGAUGUCAAUAUGGACCAUGAUGAAUGACGUCACCAAUCUACCCCCAGCAGCCGCGAUGGCAGCUCCACUGUUAGCUAAAUCAGUUAGUGCAUGGAACCCUCUCGUAUACGUUGCUAGAAACAAACAAUUCAGACAAGCUAUAAAGAGGAUUGUGUUUAAGCGUUUUUGUGCAAACAGCAUUGAUGACGUCACUUCCGUUAUUGAUGCACCAAGACAGGGGUCGUCAAACUGAAGACCGUCAAAUAACCGGGUAUAAGAGCGAGAUAUCAGUCUGUGCACAAAGAAAGUAUAGGAAAAUAGAGUUAGAUGUAAUUUUUGUAACCCUUGUCUCCAAAAAAGAAAAAUAAUAAAUUUGUAAUUUCGUUGUUGAUUAUAUUGAAUAAAA